This is a messenger RNA of Aspergillus neoniger CBS 115656, 1065 nucleotides long. RefSeq names its product squalene synthetase. NCBI's taxonomy places the organism in Eukaryota, Fungi, Ascomycota, Eurotiomycetes, Eurotiales, Aspergillaceae. The transcript has 3 exons. The record is from RefSeq and is a predicted model, not a curated record. Gene Ontology annotation, molecular function: squalene synthase [NAD(P)H] activity. Bases 1 to 1065 code for a protein of 354 amino acids. Gene Ontology annotation, cellular component: endoplasmic reticulum membrane. Gene Ontology annotation, biological process: ergosterol biosynthetic process; farnesyl diphosphate metabolic process.
AUGAACCAACACAACCCAAAUCAUCGAUCCAAUAUUAUAAGUGAAAGCGAAUCUCGGCAGGUUUGUUUCAAGUUUCUUGAUCAAACCAGCCGGAGCUUCAGCGUUAUCAUUAAGGAGCUCCACUCCGAAUUGCUCGUCCCGAUUUGUAUCUUCUACCUUGUCCUCCGCGGUCUCGACACCAUAGAAGACGACCCUUCUAUUACUGUGAAGACCAAGCAGACCUUGCUUCGUGAGUUUGAUAAUAUAAUAAUGAAAGACGGGUGGACAUACGAUGGCAACCGUCCCGAAGAGAAGGACCGCGAACUGCUUGUUCACUUCCAUCACGUUAUCAAAGAGUAUAAAGCUUUGAAGCCAGCCUACAAACACAUUAUCAAGGACAUCACUAAAAUAAUGGGUAACGGAAUGGCUGACUUCUGCCAUAAGGUUACCCUGGGCCAUCCAGAUAAUGCCGGCGUCAUGACUAUAGCCGAGUAUGAGCUGUACUGCUAUUAUGUUGCCGGCUGUGUCGGUGAGGGUCUUACCCGCUUCUUCAUCGAACCGCAACUUUGCAACUCGUCAUUACUCGACAACCCAACUUUACCUCGGUCAAUGAGUCUCUUUCUGCAGAAGACCAACAUCAUCCGCGACGUCAGUGAAGAUCACGAAGACAAUCGUCGGUUCUGGCCUCAUCAGAUAUGGUCUAAGUACUGCAGUUCUGAGAUGAUUCUCAACGCACUUGAGCAUGUUAAGGAAUGUCUCAUUUAUCUGGCUGGGUUGAAUGAGCAGAGCAUCUUCAAUUUCUGCGUUGUGCCUCAGUGCAUGGCUAUUGCGACACUGGAACUAUGCUUCAGCAAUCCCGCUCUGUUUGAACGGAAUGUCAACAUCAAGAUCAGCAGGGGCGAUGCGUGUCAGUUAAUGCUCGAGUGCACACAAGGCUUGCCGGGGCUAUGUCGUAUCGUCAGUCGAUAUGCACGAUGUAUCAAAGCCAAAAGCUCUCCAAAUGCCACCAAGAUGUUCGAGAUUAACAAGAUUUGCGGCACGAUCGAAGAAGCUGCCAAAACUCUAAUUCAAUCUCAAGAAGGGUAA